Molecule: messenger RNA, 682 nt
Organism: Cutaneotrichosporon oleaginosum
Lineage: Eukaryota; Fungi; Basidiomycota; Tremellomycetes; Trichosporonales; Trichosporonaceae
Source: RefSeq, a predicted model, not a curated record
CACCCCGCUCGCCGAAUCCACCAUGCCCGUCCCCUGGGAGGCCGUCCUGCCCUUUGGUCUUGUGACCAUCAUGUUCGGUGCCACCGGCACCAUCUUCAACAUCAUCCAGCGCGGCCGCAACGACUGGAAGCCUCCCCGCUACGGCAUCGACCGCUGGGACAACAUCAUGAUGGAGCGUGACCGCCGGUUGACAGGGUCCAAGCGCGGACAGCGUACGGACCCAAUCGCACCACCCGAGUUCGCGACCAACUCGGUGUGGACGACGGAGAGAAUUUAAGUCGCAUAACAAUCGACAUGCAUAGGUUUCGGCAGCCGCGCGAGGGGCGGAGACGAGACGAGAGGCUGUGAAAGGUGGCAGGGCGUACGAGCGUCGUUGGACGGCGGCGCGGUGGGCGCGAGAUCCUGACCGCCAAGGACAGCGAGCAGGGCUCCAGUAUGCCGUGCAACACCGGUAUGUGACUGCCUGCGUUGCCUGCCUUCCAGCUUCCAGACCUCCACUGGGGUUGGUGUGUGCGCGUGAUUGUGAGCAGUGGAGGAUGCGUCUCAAGUCAUUCUGUGUACAUUGCGCUCCGGAGUGCGCAUACGGCGAGCGCCAGGAAUGAUUCCUGUCUGCGAAGCUGCCAUGUGCUUCACUGCCGCGCCACCAACUGCGGCCAGGUGCUUAGCGUGAACGACAGGGCGG